Molecule: messenger RNA, 1693 nt
Organism: Blastocystis hominis
Lineage: Eukaryota; Bigyra; Opalinata; Blastocystidae
Exons: 2
Coding region: 1-1677 (558 amino acids)
Molecular function (GO): oxidoreductase activity, acting on a sulfur group of donors, disulfide as acceptor
Source: RefSeq, a predicted model, not a curated record
AUGCUUUCCAAGAUUCUUUUUGUUGCUCUGGCAUUACUUGCCGCCGCCUCUGCCGCUGAUAAGGUGAAGGCCUCUCUUUAUUUCGAAUCCUAUUGCCCUGGCUGCGAGUAUUUCAUUACUCAUAGCUUGGUUGAACUUCAUGAGACCGAGGAUUUGAUGGCUAUUACCGAUUUGGAACUCGUUCCUUAUGGAAAUGCCCGUGUUAUUACUCGUGAUCCUCCCACUUUCCAGUGCCAGCAUGGUGAUAAGGAGUGCUAUGGAAACUACAUUGAGCUUUGCUCUCAGGAGCACUAUCCUGAGAAGUGGUGGCCUUUCAUUCUCUGCCAGGAGACUUCUGUUGAUUUCUCUGACGAGGGUGUUGAGAAGUGUGCUGCUGCUGCUGGAGUGGAUGCUCAGGUGAUUCUCUCUUGUGCUAAGGGUACUGAGGGACCUGCUCUUCAUCUGGUUGCUGCUGAUAAGACUCCUGCUGAUCACAAAUGGGUCCCUUGGAUUGUUGUCGAUGGCAAGGUCUUGGAACACACCACCGAUUUCUUCAAGGCUAUCUGUGAAGCUUAUAAGGGAGAGAAGCCUGAGUCCUGCGGCAAGUAUGAGGCGAACGAAGCCCCUAAGGUGAAGGCUACUCUCUAUUUCGAGUCCUAUUGCCCUGGCUGCGAGUAUUUCAUCACCAACGAGCUUGUGAAGCUUCAUGAGACUGAGGAUUUGAUGGCUAUUACCGAUUUGGAACUCGUUCCUUAUGGAAAUGCUCAUGUUAUUACUCGUGAUCCUCCCACUUUCCAGUGCCAGCAUGGUGAUAAGGAGUGCUAUGGAAACUACAUUGAGCUUUGCUCUCAGGAGCACUAUCCUGAGAAGUGGUGGCCUUUCAUUCUCUGCCAGGAGACUUCUGUUGAUUUCUCUGACGAGGGUGUUGAGAAGUGUGCUGCUGCUGCUGGAGUGGAUGCUCAGGUGAUUCUCUCUUGUGCUAAGGGUACUGAGGGACCUGCUCUUCAUCUGGUUGCUGCUGAUAAGACUCCUGCUGAUCACAAAUGGGUCCCUUGGGUGGUCGUUGAUGGUAAGGUGAUGGGUGAGAGUGACGACUUCUUCCAAAUGAUUUGCGAUGCUUAUAAGGGAGAGAAGCCUGCUUCCUGCAAGAAGGCUCAGAAGAACGAAGCUCCUAAGGUGAAGGCUACUCUCUAUUUCGAGUCCUAUUGCCCUGGCUGCGAGUAUUUCAUCACCAACGAGCUUGUGAAGCUUCAUGAGACUGAGGAUUUGAUGGCUAUUACCGAUUUGGAACUCGUUCCUUAUGGAAAUGCCCGUGUUAUUACUCGUGAUCCUCCCACUUUCCAGUGCCAGCAUGGUGAUAAGGAGUGCUAUGGAAACUACAUUGAGCUUUGCUCUCAGGAGCACUAUCCUGAGAAGUGGUGGCCUUUCAUUCUCUGCCAGGAGACUUCUGUUGAUUUCUCUGACGAGGGUGUUGAGAAGUGUGCUGCUGCUGCUGGAGUGGAUGCUCAGGUGAUCCUUUCUUGUGCUAAGGGUACUGAGGGACCUGCUCUUCAUCUGAUUGCUGCUGAUAAGACCCCUGCUGAUCACAAAUGGGUCCCUUGGGUGGUCGUUGAUGGUAAGGUGAUGGGUGAGAGUGACGACUUCUUCCAAAUGAUUUGCGAUGCUUAUAAGGGAGAGAAGCCUGCUUCCUGCAAGUAAUGUAUCUGAACACUUG